AUGGAGACAGUUGAUUCAAGACCGGAUACCAAACCUCUUCCUCCAGAUGUGCGUGCCAUCCAAGGCUCGAUCCCCCAGUCUAUGCUGGGCUGGCUUCGUGAGACUCCCAGUGAGACCCCGGUCGAAGAGAUCCGUCGUCGUCUGUUUGAGGACGAAUAUGUCUUCGUCAAAGGCCUCUUGCCGCGGGACGAUGUAUUGAAGACUCGGGGACAUUAUUUCUCCCAGUUCCACUCCCUGGGUCUGCUAAAGGCAGACACGGACCCGGUUGACGGCAUCUACAAUUCGGACGAGAAUAUCUCGCUGCACAACGGAAUUGGUGGUGGAGGUCCAACAGGUGACGAAGAACUGGAGCGACUCGUGGCUGCCCACGUGCAACAACCCUAUCUCGACUUCGUCGCGCACCCAAAGUUGCGCACAAUGGUCCGCAAUAUCAUGGGCUGGGAGGAAGAAGUCCUCGUCAAGAGAACCAUGCUCCGGCACAAUAUCCCCGGAGGUCAAAGCACUGGCGUUCAUUACGAUAAGCUCUUCCUUCGUGGAGGCCAUGCAUUCUUCCUGACCGCAUGGGUGCCCAUCGGGGACGUCACGGCCAUGGGAGGAGGCCUUGCUUAUCUGGAAGACAGCACCAACCUCGGCAAGGCCAUUGAGGAUGAUUUUGAGGUACGCGCCAAAGACUUCACCCUCGAGGAGAAGAUAUCAGCGUUCAAUCGCAAUAUGUCCGCCACGGGCGUCCUUUCGAUGGAUCCAAUGGUUUUCCAGCGGGACAAUGAGCACCUCGCCAAGAAGACCAAAUAUCGUUGGCUCGUCGCCGAUUUUGAGGCUGGUGGUGUGGUCUUCCAUCUACCAUACACCAUUCACACUGCGGCUGCCAACGAUGAUCCUGCUGGUCGCAUUCGGCUGAGCACUGAUCUCCGCUUCUAUGAUAAGAAGGACGUCGAGGCAAGCGCUACGGAUGAGCGUUGGAACAAGUAUUGGACACCAGACGAUGGGCUUUAG
Molecule: messenger RNA, 993 nt
Organism: Fonsecaea multimorphosa CBS 102226
Lineage: Eukaryota; Fungi; Ascomycota; Eurotiomycetes; Chaetothyriales; Herpotrichiellaceae
Exons: 1
Coding region: 1-993 (330 amino acids)
Source: RefSeq, a predicted model, not a curated record